Messenger RNA from Etheostoma spectabile (orangethroat darter), 2366 nucleotides. Its product is annotated as mucin-2. The record is from RefSeq and is a predicted model, not a curated record. NCBI's taxonomy places the organism in Eukaryota, Metazoa, Chordata, Actinopteri, Perciformes, Percidae.
CCCGCCUUUCUGUGGUGUAGGGUUAGUCCAGAUCUUUCUCCCUUUCGGCGAAAGAGUGGGUUUACUUUCUAAUUUGUUUCAUUGACCAAUCCCCUCGUUGAUAAAGCCAAGCAUGAUAUCACACAUGUGGUGGAGAGAGCGCGUGUCUAGAAAGUGAAAGUAAAAUUUCCUUUAGGAGAAUGGCAAACGCAGGGUCGGAGCAGACGAAGAAAGGCAUCACCACAGCACGUGUGAGUCUUGAUGGUGCCAGAAUGACAUCAUGGAACCAUGUGAUCCGGCUGUUUCUCUUCGUGUUCCUGAUUAUGAUCGACCUGUCAAAAGAGGGCUGUUUCGACUAUUUCACCGUGGAGGAUUGGGGACAAAAUCUGAGUAAGACUUUCCACCUAGUAAAAACUACGAAUUAUAAGGACAGACUAGAAUGUACUUUAAAGACAAUGUGCAACCAGCGGGAUAAAAUAUCAUGUGACUUGCUAACCUGCUUUGACAACAAGACCAUAGACUGUCAUGGGGAAACUAAGAAUAUGUCCUUCUAUAACUUCAUGUGCUUGUUGGCUAAGGAUCUCAACCACCCAGUUAUAGGCUGUGAAUUAGACGAAGUAUGCACUGCAAAUGAAAAAUCAGAAACAACAACAGUGCUGCCAACAACAACAACAGUAUUGCCACCAACAACUACAACUACAACAACAACAGUAUUGCCACCAACAACUACAACUACAACAACAACAUUAUUGCCACCAACAACUACAACAUCAACAACAACAGUAUUGCCACCAACAACUACAACAACAUCAACAACAACAGUAUUGCCACCACCAACUUCAACAACAACAACAACAGUAUUGCCACCACCAACUUCAACAACAACAACAAAAGUAUUGCCACCGACAACUACAACUACAACAACAACAGUAUUGCCACCAACAACUACAACAACAACAGUAUUGCCACCAGCGACUACAACAACAAUAGCAUCAUUGGCACUACCAUCAGCAGUCAAUUGCACAGAUUGCCAAAAAACUGGUAAGCUAGCAGAAACCUUAAUCCUGGAAGUGUUUUUAUUGAUAUCUGUGAGCUGCAAUAUGGUCCUGCUACUGGUUGUUUACCGAUGCAUGCGCCACCAGUCACAGCGAGACAGGAAUCGGCGGAUGAUGAAUUCAACCUAUGAGUCGAAGGAAAACUUGCCAGGAGACGAGGAGUUUAAGAGACACGGAUCACUGGAAUCUGUAAAGGUGGAGACCAAAUGUUUAAUGACAGUAAAUCCCCCUGAGUGUCACUCCGUCCUCAAACAUUCAGCUUCUGCUGCCGCUGAAGAGGAAUCGCAGCUUUAAGGGCCCUGCCCACAACAUUUCCUCUGUACAUUUUUAAUGCAGUGCAUCUAUGAAAUGUAACAGUGCAGCUGGACCAUUAGCUCUAUCAGCCCUAUUAGACAGUGUGUUUUUGUUGUGCUUUAGUUGGAUAGACAGGUCACUAGAUUGGCGUCACAACUACAGCAAAGUUGGCAGCGCUCUCACAGCAGUGUACGGAUGUUUGUUGACAGCAACACCAGCCGGGGAACCUAAUACUUUGAUGCUUGAAAAAAAAUAUAUGGGCAUUUCAAACUAGAACAGCCAAAACCUGACUAGCCCAUUGGAGUUUGUUUUUUCCUAGCACAUUUACAAAAGUGGGUUAGAAAUGUUGCCAGGUUUAGUUUUGCAGCAGAUGAAGUUCUCUUGGCAUCAGAUCACACAGCACUGGAAUAUUUUGGUAGGUCAGUAUUUUUUGUUAAAGUUGAAAUGCUAGCCAUGUUCUAAAGAAAUAAUAUUUUAAUUACAUCUUUGGUUAAGCUGCCCAGAGUUUUGGAAUACUUAUGAGCCUUAGUGAGUUAGCUAAAAUGUAAUGUGAAAACCAAACAAAUCCAAACAAAGGUAUCUUGACCACAUUUUUCAUAAGCUUUGAAAACAUACUGUAGUUGAUGUGAAUAGACAUUUAAAACAUAGUUAUUUGACAAGUUCUGCCUCAGACAAGCCUCAUAAAUAUGAUGUGUUUAAAUAAUGUAUAAAGCUAAUUAAUAUUCACUCACAUGAUAUGUUCAGAAGAUUGUGUUGUCCGGUGACUUUCCUGCGCAGAAACUCGAGUGAAGAUAAUUGUCUGCUAGGGGAGACAGAAACUACGCACUAUAGCUUUAUUGUACUUGUACAUACAUAUUAGUGUUGAAUAAUUUUGUACAGACUGAAGUAUCUGAAAGUGGAGGAGGCAUUGCUGCCCUUGAAUCAGCAAAGAUCUGGUUGGUUUAGAUGAAUCUCAGUGGCUGGAGCCUCUCGGUUAAAUUCUGCUGUAUACAGGCCUGCAUAAAAUGUAAGGAUGAGCGAGUACAGCAUUAUCUGUAU